UCUUUUCUUUCUUUCAAUCCCAUGAGUUUCAUUAAUUCAUUGUUCUUGGAGAAUUGGAUUCCAAAGUGUUGAAGCCAAUCCCCCUAAAGGAGCCCUAACUUGAGCUUCAUUCUUUAAUAAUUACUUAAUGGAUUUUAUCAAUGGACUGAUGAAUGUCUAAAUUUGUCAUUCUACAUUGGGUAGUACCUUAUCCCAAUGAUUUGGUCAAUCUAAUCCAACAAAUAUAAUAUAAUACACACAACUAUCCCUCAAAGGCUCUCAAAGUGCAUUAUUAGACAGCCACCAUCAACAUAUGGCUUCUAAACAAUCUCCUUCACAUGUCUUCCUUGUAUGCUAUCCCGGCCAAGGACACAUCAAUCCCACUCUAAGACUAGCCAAGAAACUCGCCGCUGAGGGUCUUCUUGUCACCCUUUGCACAGCCGCGCAUUUUGGCCAAACACUGCAGAAAGCCGGAAGUAUUCUCGGCGGCGACCAAUGCACUCCCGUCGGUAAUGGCUUCAUCAGAUUUCAAUUUUUCGAAGAUGGGAUCGUAGAGAUUAAUCCCAAAGAUAUGAACUUGGACCGCUUCGUUGCCCAGCUCGAGCUAUCUGGCCGGCCGUCGCUUGUCGACCUGAUAAAGAAGCAAACCGCCGAAAACCGUCCGGUUUCUUGUAUGAUCUUGAACCCUUUUUUUCCAUGGACUUAUGAUGUUGCAGAGGAGCUUCAAAUCCCCUUUGCUGUUCUUUGGGUUCAAUCUUGUGCUGUGUUCUCGAUUUAUUGUCAUUACUUCCACAAAUCCGUCCCGUUUCCUACUGAAAUUGACCCCACAAUCGAUGUUCAGCUCCCGAUAUUGCCACUUUUGAAGAACGAUGAAAUCCCAAGCUUCUUGCAUCCGAAGAAAACCUAUGGCGUUCUGGGAAAAGCUAUGUUAUCCCAAUUCGGUAAACUAUCGCCAGCCUUUUGUGUUUUGAUUGAUACUUUUGAAGAACUCGAAAAGGAAAUCAUUAAUUACAUGUCAAAAAUCAUUCCCUUGAAACCCAUAGGUCCAUUGUUCUUAAACUCCCAAAAAUUAGAAAUAGAGGUCUCUGUUGACUGUCUAAAAGCAGAAGAUUGCAUGGAUUGGCUAAACUCAAAGCCCCCACAAUCCGUCGUCUACGUUUCAUUCGGAAGCGUCGUGUUCUUGAAACAAGAACAAAUUGACGAGAUCGCUUAUGGGCUUUGCAAUUCAGGAUUCUCAUUUUUAUGGGUUCUGAAACCGCCGUCUGAAUUUUUUGGGAAACAACGCCAAACUUUGCCGGAAGAGGUUGUGGAAAAAAUAGGGGAGAGGGGGAAAAUAGUGCAAUGGAGCUCGCAAGAACGGGUUUUGUCGCACGAAUCAAUCGGGUGUUUUGUGACGCACUGUGGGUGGAAUUCGUCGGUGGAAGCCAUUGCCAACGGCGUUCCGGUGGUGGCGUUCCCGCAGUGGGGGGAUCAAGUGACCAACGCCAAGUUUUUGGUGGAGGAGUAUGGAGUUGGAGUGAGUCUGUCGCGUGGAGUAGAGGUAAAUGAGUUGGUUACGAGGGAUGAGAUUGAGAGGUGCUUGUCGGACGUCAUGACCGGCGGCAGUGGAGAGAAUGUAUUCAGGCAAAAUGCUUUGAAAUGGAAGAAGGCCGCGGCGGCUGCGGUGGCGGACGGCGGCUCCUCCACCCGAAACUUCCAAGAUUUUGUUGAUAAGAUUAGACAGAUAUGAAAUUCGUCUCUUCCAAUAAUUUACCACAAACAUCAAUCUAUGUCUCCAUUUAAACUCUACCUAUGAUUUACUUUAGUUUCAAUUAUAAUUUGACUUUAAUGAUAUCAAAAAGUUUUUAAUUAUUGUA
Molecule: messenger RNA, 1835 nt
Organism: Cucumis melo (muskmelon)
Lineage: Eukaryota; Viridiplantae; Streptophyta; Magnoliopsida; Cucurbitales; Cucurbitaceae
Product: gallate 1-beta-glucosyltransferase 84A24-like
Exons: 1
Coding region: 293-1708 (471 amino acids)
Molecular function (GO): UDP-glycosyltransferase activity
Source: RefSeq, a predicted model, not a curated record